Molecule: messenger RNA, 1920 nt
Organism: Leishmania mexicana MHOM/GT/2001/U1103
Lineage: Eukaryota; Euglenozoa; Kinetoplastea; Trypanosomatida; Trypanosomatidae
Exons: 1
Coding region: 1-1920 (639 amino acids)
Source: RefSeq, a predicted model, not a curated record
AUGGCUCUCUGCUCUUCUGCCAUCACAAUCCGGCGGAUGGUGCACUUUUCAAGCACGCCAACCAGCUUGUGCUCUCGAUCCCCCCCCUCACCGCUCGAUGCGCUUGUGGAUGAGGUGAGCUCCUACAUCCCGGCAACAUUCACCUCGAUUCCGCAAAUCUCACGCCAGCUGCCGCCAGAGCUGAUGGAGCGCGUGUGUGACCCCAUCUGCGGCGGCUUGCGGCCCCUGCUGUCUCGCUACGCGGAGCGCUUUGAAAGCAAAAUGAUCGGGCAGGUGCACGUGGUGCGCAGCCGCCUCAGGCAGAGAGAAUCCGCAGCGCCGUGCCGCCGGGCCAACGCGGGUGCCGCAGCGGGUCACUCGUUCGCUGUUUCAUCGUCUCCGUCUGGUAAUGCCGCUGCUACAGCCCCAAAGUCGAGCUCAGUGGACGUCCAGGCUAUUUUCGCUGAGCUCCGGCAGCUGUUCCCGAGCUACCUCGUGCCAGUCAAGGCCCUCUGGACGACUGUCCCGGAAGCCGAAGAGCAGCAGGUUAGGGCCUGCGUGCUCGAUGCUCUUCGAUCGCCACAGCACAGAGCAUGGCUCAUCUUUCACGAGCACCCGGCGCACUGCACCUCUCGCAGUACUUUAGCUGAUGAGGCGGAGCUGACUCACGUGCUCGAACACGGGUAUGCGCAGCUGCGACUCGACCCUUCGGCAGGCGAUGACAGCGCCGCUGUGCCAAUGCUGCAGUCACCAAACACGCGGAUGGCGGAGCAUGCGGUGCAGCCGUACGAGUGGUACCGGGUGGCGCGUGUACUGCCGACCACAGCAACGGAGCUGCUCUUCUCGGGUGAGCUACAGGAGCAGGCAACCCUUCUCCUGCCACCCGGGCGGGAUGUCUGGCACGUUUUGUUGAGCGCGCCUGCUCUUUUCGAGGUCCGCUAUGUGGCCCCCACGACCGUCAAUAGCGGGCAGCAGGCAUGCGCGCCGACCCCCUCUGCCGCGGCUUCUUCUUCGGCGCCGGUUUGCGCAGCGUAUGACGCCACGCUGCCGCCAUCCUUGUGCGCCUCCGUCUACGUGCGCUUUCGGCUCGAGGAGCGCUUCGUCCCACCAGACAUGGCGGGCGCGCACGAGGAGAGCAUACUACGCGAGCUGGAGACACUCACUGUGGACCGGGCGGCAAGUGCAUGCGGCCUCAGUUCGCGCCAGAGACGCCGCAAGCGCAAACUGCAGCGCCAGCUCGCCUACAUGCGCAACCCAACCCCGUACUUCGACGACCGGGUCCUAGCACAGCAUCUCUUUGACCUUCUCCCGCUGCGUGAUGGGGUACAUCAGUCGGCGCUCUUAGGAUCGUUGCCGCAGCCUGCCGUGCAAGCUUUUCCUCAAAAUGUGAUGGAGCUGUUACAAGCACGGAAUGAUUUGUUUCAGCUAUCCGAUGCGCGGCACGGCAUCCUGGUGCAGCGCGCCGAUGCCCCCAAGGCCGCUCAGCGCUCCAUCGAAAGCGUUACUGGGGAGGAAAUACUCCUGCACAUCUUCUCCUCCUAUUCCCUCCGUAGCGACCCUCGAGAAGGGACGACGAUCAGUCGAAGUCUCCCGCGACUGCCGCGGCUUGUGCGUGAGCGACUUUUCGCCAUGCAGGAUAUCAUAGCCGAGGUGCUGAUUCUAUACCCUGACAAGGUGGAGGUACUCGCGGACCGGUCCCCUACCAUCGCAUCCCUCUCCUUGUCCUCAUCACCACACACCAGCGAGGCUGAUGAGCGUACCUUGCGUGAGUUGCGAGCCGUCCGCGGUCGCCGCGAUUUUUUGGUCCCAUUCCGUUUUGUGGGGGAGUGGCAGGCGAAGUUAACAGAGAAGUACACGAAACAGCAAGAGAAGGACGCGGUGAAGAGUAUGCGUGCCCGCCAGAGAAGCGAAGGCAGUCACCGCCGACCGGCUCGCUACUGA